Messenger RNA from Alosa sapidissima (American shad), 7662 nucleotides. It is a transcript of the gene rp1, whose product is annotated as oxygen-regulated protein 1. Gene Ontology annotation, biological process: intracellular signal transduction; axoneme assembly; retina development in camera-type eye. The record is from RefSeq and is a predicted model, not a curated record. The transcript has 5 exons. NCBI's taxonomy places the organism in Eukaryota, Metazoa, Chordata, Actinopteri, Clupeiformes, Clupeidae. Gene Ontology annotation, cellular component: axoneme. Bases 1 to 7662 code for a protein of 2553 amino acids.
AUGGCUAGAUUCGGGCUUGAAAUUGGAGGGUUGCCGCACCGCACCAGCAACAUGAGCGUCACUCCCCACCCUGACCUGCUCCAUGCGGGUCUGUCCCCGGGGAGCGUGCAGACGCUGGCCUCCCGGGCUCGGCCUCCUCCUACCUCCAACCCCAUCACCUCAAAACGGGUCUGCUUCUAUAAGAGCGGAGACCCUCAGUUUGGUGGCCUGCGCAUGGUCAUCAACGGACGCACAUUUAAAACCUACGAUGCCCUCCUGGAUGCCCUCUCCAAAAAAGUGCCUCUGCCAUUUGGGGUGCGCACCAUUACCACACCAAGGGGAACCAACUCCAUUCGUGCCUUGGAGGAAUUUCAGGAUGGGGGGUCCUAUGUGUGCUCUGACCAGAAGCGAAUCAAACCUCUGAACCUUGAGCAGGCCAACCGGAGACAGGUCCCCUGGAAUACGACCAGACCCAUCAGUGCUAAACGCAGAGGGAACCUCAGACAAAUACCCAGAAGAGCUGAUUUUGGCAGCAGGGCCGAAAGAAUGAUUGAUAGAAAUGUCACAGUGCGGACACCAAAAAGACUAGUGGUUUACAAGAAUAGGGACCCCACUGUGAAACGCAUAGUGGUCUUGCAAAGGAAGACUGCCCCAACUUUUGAUGCACUUUUGGAUUAUCUUUGUCAGGUUAUGCAGUUUCCAGUUGUGAAGCUGUUCACUCCAGACGGGAGACGGGUGGAGGGCCUUGCCGGCCUUAUACUGUGCUCCGGUGUUGUUGUUGCUGCUGGCAACGAGCCCUUCAGGCUCUUGAACUUCAACUUCCAAGGAGGUCCACCACCGCCAACGACACAGUCAGGCUUUCUGAUGGAUCAGAUCAGAGCCCCGCCUCAAAUAUGUAAGCAUGCAAACAAUAAAAAGAAAUCUCCAACCAGCAGCACAAGAUCAAGGAAAUUCUCAUUGUCAUCUGAGAGAUACUUUGUGAAUCAGAUCAAGAAGUCCCUCAGUGAAAGUUUGUCUGAGCAUGAAAGUCACCACUCCGGAUCUCUGGAGACCGAGCUGAACCAACCCUCAGAAUCUGUUGACAUGGAACCCUGUGUUGGCAAGGCAGGUGUCGCUGGAAAGGAUUGUCCCAUAAUGCCAACAGAGGAUGACAUAGAGAAAUCCUUCCGCGUGAACCAGGACGGUAGUAUGACCGUUGAAAUGAAAGUACGGCUCACGAUAAAACAGGAGGAGAUGAUACACUGGACUACUACGCUAAGCCGCACAAGCGUCUCCUGCCAACAGACCAAAAUGCAUGCCACGCAGCCCGUAUCAGGUCCCAACUCUCCAGACGUCAACAACGACUCCUCCAGAAAUGGAGGCCACAGCGCACAGCACACCUCAUCUGGGAGGACAGUCGCCUUCAAGGAGCAAGAAGGAGGCCACUGCAACAGUGCUUUGGCUGAGACUUCCAGGAACCUCAAGCACAGUAAGCGGACCCCAACACCAGGGCCAAGACGCGUGAAAAGUAACAACGCAUCAGUGGAGAACAUAACCACAGUAACAGAGACAGAGGUUCAAGAAAGCACUGUGGGAACAUACUCUUACAUGGAGCGCACAUCAGAGGGAGAGGUCACUGAAGGGUACUGUGUGGUCAGAAGUAGCAGCACGAGUAACAUCAGACCAGUACCAAAACCCAGAAAAACAGGAUCUGCAGAGGCCAAGCAAAGCACACUACAUUCCUCACUAAGGGCUUCAGGUGUGUCAGAGGUCCUCCAGAUUCAAAAAAGUGGUCUUGACGUCACAGAGACUUUUAUGCACAUAUAUGAGCCCCAGCCACCGGGUAGCUAUGACAACUACCUCGCAAAUCCUCAGCAUGUUGCACAAAAGAGACCCAGUCAUAGUGCACCAGUGGCACAUAGUAAGCCAGGUUCCACAGACUCAGGGCCUUGUUCAUCGAAUAAUGACUGUGAUGUAGAUCUUACAAGACUGUCAUCAACAUCAGAUUCUAAUAAUGGGAAGAAAGAUGAGAUGUUCUCUCUGUCAUCAGAAAGCAUGGCCCCUCAACAAACGACUAGGACCAAAUUAGCAACAGGCAGGAGCACAGGACACAAAUCCUCAUCUGCAAAUGAAGAUGCCACACAUAUAAGUCCUGGCAGUAAGAAAAAGAGAACACUCACAUCUAGAACACAUAAAAAUGCAUCUCCUUUGUCCUCUGGAUCAGACAAAAAGCAAAGAACUACACAGACAGAGUCCUCAAAGACUGUCAAAAGAACAAAUUCAUCUGACAACAUAGGAAAAACAGGAAGUUCAGCAGAGAGUGCUCAAAGUAAAAAGACGGGCAGAGUAAAAAAGAGGGAGAAGGAUAAUAAUGGAGGUAAAGUCUCUGCCAGCAAAAGCAGCAUGUCGGCAUUAUCAGCAGAGCAAGGGCUAAAUUUAGAUGAGAGUGCAGUCAGAGACCUGGCUCAUAAUCUGAACAGUUCUGAGUCUGAGAAGCCUAAAAAACCCAAAAGGAAAAAUGUACAGGAUAUCUUAGUGUCACAUCAAGGUCACACCAAAAUGUCAACUCUAAAGCAAAAGUCCAUGAGUGAUGACAGGGUUAAAUCACCAAAACAAAACAGGGAAAUCAAUGAGAGUAUUUCAUUGCCUCGGCUAUGCUCCCCACCCUCUGUCCAACAGUAUGUGGAGACCUGGCUUCAACAAAUGCAACCAGACUCUGUUCCCUACUUGGAGGAGUUGAAUCUUACUGAGGCAGAGGCUGGAAAAGCUGCAUCAAAAGGGUCUUGGGAAAACAGUGCUUCAGAGAUAAUCAGUGAGGAAGAGGAGAAUUUGUCGGCAGAGGAUAAAUCUGAGGAAGGACAAGAACAACAACAACCUACUCAGAGCCAGCUGUGUGUUGACGAGCCAUACGGAAUGAGAGGCCUUUGUAGAUCGAUGCCAAGUGUCCGCGUUCACCCCGCUGAACAGGAUUGUCGAAACAAACUGCAUCAAUCAGCUGAAGUUCUCUUUCCACUCGACACACAGCCAUCAGAGGAUGUUGAGGCGAACUUAAAGGGAGGUAUGAAACCAGUGUUACAGCAGCUAUGCUCAUCUCUGCAGUCCAUAAGACGGGUUGUUAUCCCAAACCAGGCUGAUUCCUUGGAGAAAGCCCACAGCCUUCCUGAUUUCUCUGUCCAGGUAGCUUCUGUUUUUGGUGCUUCCUCUGCUAAACUCCUCUCGUUCUUGUCUGUCAUGGCACUAAAGGACCGCUCUCAGAGCCAAGAGUCACUUGCAUUGACGAGUAGGAAGGGCAGCUAUCCAGAGGCCCUAAAGGUGAUACAGUCUCUUGAAAAGCUGGCAAGUACGGAGGAUGAGGAGGAGCUGAGGGCCAGCCUCUCAGAUCUACGCAAGUCUACAUCGCCCACACUUCAGGAGAGCUGGAAAGAUUUCCAACAGGAGGGUGUGGCUUCCACACAUGGAGAAGGAAGCCCCACAAACAACAAUCCACACAGUUUGUCUGCUGAUGAUGAGGAAUGCAUCAGUGAAGGAGUACUCUCAAGCCACAAUGCAGAGAGGAAAGCAAGGGUCAGAUCAGCUGAUGAGGAGGACUGCAAUUCUCCAGAGGUCUUACCGAGCCAAAGUGAAGAGGGAGAUGAAGAGGUCAUUCCUCAUGAAAUAGAUUCUUCUUGUCAUCACAGUCAAGUGUCUGAAUCGAAGCUCAAGGAGUUUGUGCAGGAAGAAUCUGAGCACUGCAAUAGCCAGGACCUCGACAUGGAGAGUGUGGCCCAGAUAGAGGAAGCAGCUACCUCUGGCUCUGAUAAUUACACAAGCAUACAAAAAGACAACUCGAUGGACAAUUUACAAGUUUUAGAAAAUACAAACUCAGCUGAGAGCCUCAGUGUCAGUGGUUCAGAGAGGAAAUAUUUGAGUUCGGCAGAGAGUGCCAAGAGCCAGAAAACCAACAAAUCAAAGAAAGAAAGAAAGGGCAACAGAAGUGAAAUGUCUUCUGUUAGAAGUACCACAUCUACAAAUACUGGAACAAAGAGGGUCUUAUCAUCUACUGAGGCUCUCCAUUUGGGAGUGGCCACAUCCAGAGGCUCAACACCUAGAGGGCACAUUGCAGACUCCCAGGGACCUCUGCCCAAUGUGAGGAAGUCAAUGACACCAACCAAUCCAGGCCGAAUUAAAAAGGUUGCAACCAAGCCCAAAUCUCUGCAUGAAGAUAACCUGAACACCCCCAAAGAAAAUCUAUCUGGGAGCAUUUCAAUGCCUUUCCUCAGUGCCCCUCCUUCAGAUGUGCAUCAGUAUGUGGACAGUUGGCUUGAGAAGAUGCAGCCAGACACUGAUAUAGAGGGGACAACCUAUCUUGAGUCGGAGAGAAAGGCAGAGUUUCGCAUCGGCACUUCCUCAUCAGAGAGGUCUGAGGGAAUAAUGAGUGCGUCUGCACACUUCAGUCCUGAGGAAGAGGGGUUAUCUGCAGAUGAAAAUGCUGAUGAUAGACCACAAGAACUAUCUGGACCAGUCAUUCAGAUAAGAUGUGAUGGAGAGCUGGUUGAUGACAGCCCUCUAAGAAUGAGGAGCUUCUGUAGAUCGAUGCCGAGUGUUCGGAUCCAUCCUGCUGAUCAGGAGAGGCAGAUGAGAGCACACAAGUCCACUGAAGCUCUUUUCCCACUUGAGAGUGAGUCACCACAGGACACCGGGUCAAGUUUUAAGGGAGGUAUGAAGCCAAUGUUGCAGCAGCUGUGUGCCUCUAUGCAGUCCAUAAGACUGGCUGUUAGCCCUACGCGACAUCUCUCCUUGGAGAAAGCCCGCAGCCUCCCUGACUUCUCUGUCCAGGUGGCUUCUGUCUUUGGCGCUUCCUCUACUAAACUCCUCUCGUUCUUGUCCGUCAUGACACUGAAGGAUGGCUCCUCCGGCCGGGGAUCACAGCCUUCACUACACAGUGGGCAAAGCAGCAACAGUUCCGAGGGCCUAAACAGUGGGAAAAACAGCUGUCCUGAGGCCCUAAAGGUGAUGCAGUCUCUUGAAAAGCUGGCCAACACAGAGGACGAGGAAGAGCUCAGGGCUAGUCUUUCCGAUCUGCGUAAAUCGACAUCUCCUAAAUUUCAGGAGAGUUGGAAAGAUUUCCAAGAGAAAUAUGACAUUGAAGAUGGUCCGUUAGAAUCACCAAAAAAUGUGGAGCGAGAGUUUGCCCUAGAUGUCCAGUCAGAGGCAAGCGACCAAAACGAAGAUCAAGCAUUUGGUAUUGAACAGCUGAUGGAGGAGCUUAGUAUGUCUGAAGAACUGCGACAGGAAAUAUCUUCUCUUGUUGAGGGAGAGAUGACUUAUCAUGAUGCAGAAGAACCUCCCACAGGGACCCCUGAGGAAGGCUCACAACCAGAGACUGCAAACACUGUUAUUAAGGCUGAUGAUGUGGAGGAGAGGGAACAAGUGGAAGUUAUGCCUGUAGCAUAUACUGAUAAUGUAGAGAAGGCAGAUUCCAUGGAUGAAGAUAAUGUAGAGGAGCCCAGCAACAUUCAGACAAAGACAGUAAAGGCUUUCAAUUCAAUAGAAGAAGGAAGAAGUCUCAGUAAUGGAGAAGAGAGCAUCAAAUGUGAAGAAACAGGAUCCCGAACAGGAGAAUCAGAGGAUAUAGAUAAUGAACGGUUUCUCACACCCCUAACAGAGUCUGAGCCAAAAGACAUGGACAGAGACUCCGAGUCUUGGAAAGGUCAUGACACAGACCAUCAAUCAGAAGAAGCCAGAUAUGAAAGUGGUCAAGAAGAGUCUGUGCUGAAAGACAUAGACAGGGAGUCAGCGUCUUGGAAAGGUCAUGACACAGACCAUCAAUCAGAUGAAGCUAAAUAUGAAAGUGAUCAAGAGUCUGUGCCGAAAGACAUGGGCAGAGACUCCGAGUCUUGGAAAGGUCAUGACACAGACCAUCAAUCAGAUGAAGCUAAAUAUGAAAGUGAUCAAGAGUCUGUGCCGAAAGACAUGGACAGAGACUCCGAGUCUUGGAAAGGUCAUGACACAGACCAUCAAUCAGAAGAAGCCAGAUAUGAAAGUGGUCAAGAAGAGUCUGUGCCGAAAGACAUGGACAGAGACUCCGAGUCUUGGAAAGGUCAUGACACAGACCAUCAAUCAGAUGAAGCCAAAAGUGAAAGUGAUCAUGUGGAAAGUGACCUUGCUGCAGAAAAGGAGGGUCGCUGUGGGGAUAAGCAUGAUGAGGAGGAGGAGGGCCAUGUGCAACAGUCGGAUGACCUUGGGGAAGAGGAGGAGGGUCAUGUGCAGCAGUCGGAUGACCUUGGGGAAGAGGAGGAGGGUCAUGUGCAGCAGUCGGAUGACCUUGGGGAAGAGGAGGAGGGUCAUGUGCAGCAGUCGGACGACCUUGGGGAAGAUGAGGAUGGCACAGGCCUAGCAAAAGACAAAUGUAGCAAAAAACAAGCUGAUGAUUUAGCACAAGCAGAUGCUUUAGUGGAAGGACAGAAGGACUCACUUGAGGGUGUCGAUUCAUGCGAGAGUCACAAUGAUACUCAUAGUGAAAAUGGGCUCUAUCCUGAUGAGAAGGAGGAGGAGAAUGACCAACAGGGCUACCCUGGUGUUCUUCUCCCUGGGGAGUUAUCUCAGGAGCUGCUGGCAUUUGUUAAUAAAGCUCUACUCUCAUCGUCUCUGACUUUCACAUAUGACUCCAAUGGUAAUCUGAGAAUACAGCCUGAAGUAGGUGAAGCAAAGUCUAUUACAGAAAUGCUCGACGGCAAAAUGAACAUAGACAGUCAGUAUGGUCUGAAACGAUUGCCCAGCCCAAAUACCUCUGACUUGUCUGACUAUAGAUCUGACACAGCAGACAGUGGAGAGAAGUCACAGUUGUCUCUUGACAUUUCUACAGAUGUAGGAGAUGAGGAGCCUGACAGGGUGUCCACUUCACAUGAUCAGAUAGAUCAAAACAGCGAAGAGUCAGAUGGCAAACUCAGUGCUAUAACUGAGAAUGGCUCCGCCACGUCUCCCUUAGGUCAAAAGUCAAAUGUUACCCCAAAAUCUGAUCUGAAAAGUGUGUUUAGCUUCAACUCUAAUCAGGACACUGCAUCAAUGGUCUCACACCAGGAUAACACAUACUUAUCAAGUUCAUUGAACGGAGAUUCAGAAUCUGUGCAGUGCUUGUCUUUUUACUCUCAAACAGAUCUCCGCGAAGGUGUGCUAAUUGACAAAGGCAGGUGGCUGCUGAAGGAAAACCACCUCAUCCGAACAUCACCUCCAUUGACCAUGGGAAUGUAUGACCAAGUGGACUCAUCUUCUGUUGACUCAGGUCAGGAUGAAGAUGUACCGUCCUCACAGUACCUCAACCAUCAGUCCCCGCUCGCUGUCAUAUCCUCAUCGGAGUUGGAGGAGAUGGCUAAGCCGUCAACCCCUAAAUGCACGUAUUUCACAAUACCACACAGUAGUGACUCAGACCCUUUCCUAAAUUACAAGAGCAGCAGCAAUGGCAGUGGUAGGCAUGGAGAAGUCACGAGGGGGAACAGGGUCUCCCCACAAGAGCAACCAGCAAAGACAUGGGCCAAGAAGAACAGCAGCUUCUCCUCGUUUGCCUCUGUGGAGUUCAAGCUUCCAGAUGGAAAGAUUCACCCACAAGGGGGAGCUGCCGUGGAGCGGCCGGCUCGGUCUCAGACCAUUGGAGGUAGAACUCUGCAGGAGGAGGACUCCACAGAGUCACUGCAGCUGCGCUGUGGCCAGAACUGCCCCAUACUAUGA